Messenger RNA from Rotaria socialis, 1110 nucleotides. NCBI's taxonomy places the organism in Eukaryota, Metazoa, Rotifera, Eurotatoria, Philodinida, Philodinidae. The record is from the annotation of a GenBank genome assembly.
AUGACGAUUGACAAUCGAACAUUAUCAAUGAUCGUACCAUAUCUAUUGGAUAAUCAAGAAGAAGAAAAUUUAUUUAUUAAAAUUCUCACACGUAAUCAAGAACAAAAACCGUUGAUAAGUUUUAAUUUAAAUCUCAUUCGAUGUUCAAAUAGUGAAUUCUUAAAUUGGACAUCAGUUGAAUCCUCGUUAACAUUACGUGGCGAAUUUGUUCGUACAACAUUUACUGAUGCAAAUAAAAUCUAUUUAUCAUCGGGCGUAACCUAUUUAAAAAAUUUAGCAAUGCUCGAUUGUUCAACAAAGACUACAUAUCGAACUAGUGAUGAUGAAUUAUUUCAAAUUAAAUUACGAAUAGAAUCAACGUUAAAUGAUUAUUGUUCAAGUGAACAUUUAUGUUAUCCACAGAAUGUUUAUCAAUGUGAUUUUGAACAACAUCGUUGUACAUGUCGUUCAUCGUAUCAGUCUUAUCUAAAUAAAUAUCAACAGUCCGUAUGUGUUCGUGCUGUAGAAAAAAUAAGUCAGUGCACCAUGAAAGAUAUUCAUUGUAUGGAAUGGUGUCAUGAAAAUCGUUCAUCGACAACCUGUGCAUGUCCAAAAGAUUUAUCAAGCAAAAAGUUAUCCGAUGACGGUCGAGCUUAUUGUGAAGGUCGAAUAGGUGGACCGUGCAAUUCAUUUAUUCAAUGUCCAUUAGGAGAUAUUUGUGUUCAGAGAACUUGCCAAAAUACUUAUUAUAAAUUACAUCAUAUCUUAUCGUUUGAUAUUGCUACUGUUUCAAUAAUUGCUUCAUGCCUUAUACUUCUUGUGAUUAUUAUCAUAUUGGGAAUAAGUAUAUGUAUAUUACGUCGGCAACGUAGGGAAAAACAUUACGAUUCAUCGAUUGAUACUGUCUACAAAAGGAAACAACAAACAAAUAUUCCGACAGCGAGUAAUUACGAUAAUAUUAUCUAUGGAGUUUUUCAUAAUAAUGUUCAACUAUCAUCAACUGUACUAUCGUAUAAUGAUGACCAUGUUAAUGAUAGUUCGCCAUUUACUGCAUCCUCCGAUUCGACAUCAUACAAUCCAAAAGUUGUUUUUCUAGGCGGCGAUCAACAUUUAACAGCUAUAUACGCAUAA